Messenger RNA from Ogataea angusta, 645 nucleotides. RefSeq lists its product as uncharacterized. Lineage: Eukaryota; Fungi; Ascomycota; Pichiomycetes; Pichiales; Pichiaceae. The transcript has a single exon. The record is from RefSeq and is a predicted model, not a curated record. Bases 1 to 645 code for a protein of 214 amino acids.
AUGUCGCAGUACGAAAAUGUCAUCAUGCUGCCGCAGACCAACCAGCUGAAGUGUCUGUACACGAUCAUCCGUGACAGAAAUACCCGUAGAGGAGACUUCAUCUUCUACUCUGAUAGAAUUAUCCGACUGUUGGUGGAAGAAGGUCUUAAUCAGCUGCCGAUCGAGUCCUGCCAGGUUCAGACUCCUCUGGGAGUAUCCUACGACGGCCACAAGUUCCUGGGCAAGAUAUGCGGGGUGUCCAUCAUCCGGGCUGGAGAGAGCAUGGAACAGGGUCUCAGAGACUGCUGUCGGUCUGUGAGAUUGGGCAAGAUUUUAAUUCAGAGGGACGAGGAAACGGCCACUCCAAAACUCUUCUACGUCAAGCUUCCGGAGGACAUUCCGGAGAGAUACGUGUUUUUGCUGGACCCGCUGCUUGCCACUGGUGGCUCUGCGUCGAUGGCCGUGGACGUGUUGCUGCAGAAAGGCGUGAAAGAGGAACGGAUCCUGUUUCUCAACGUGCUGGCCAGUCCGGAGGGAAUCGAGGUGUUCAAGAAAAAAUUCCCGAAAAUCAAGGUCAUCACCGGAAUGAUCGACCAGGCUCUGGAUGAGAAGAAGUUUGUUGUUCCUGGUCUGGGAGACUUUGGCGAUAGAUACUACUGUAUCUGA